This is a messenger RNA of Diversispora eburnea, 311 nucleotides long. The record is from the annotation of a GenBank genome assembly. Lineage: Eukaryota; Fungi; Glomeromycota; Glomeromycetes; Diversisporales; Diversisporaceae.
UAUUAAUUCCUUGUGAAGGUUGUGAAGAAAAUAUUGGAGAUAAAGCAAAUGAAUGUGUUAUAAGACUAGACAAUAAGAAUGAGACAGAAAUAGAAAUACCUGUAGCAUACUCAAAAGCUUUAACCUCAGAAACAAGUAUAAAAAAAUAUAAACAUAGAAUAAGAAUGCCAUUUAAAAACAUUAAAAAAGUACUAGAGAUUAUAGAAUCUGCUAAUAAAGAACCAACUGAGAAUCAAGAUAUACAUUCAAACAUAAAUAAUAUUGAAACAAACCAAAAUAUCAUUAGAAAAUGGUUAAUAACAGAAAAUUCA